Rosa chinensis is the source of this 1936-nucleotide messenger RNA. RefSeq names its product CBS domain-containing protein CBSX6. The transcript is spliced from 3 exons. The record is from RefSeq and is a predicted model, not a curated record. Bases 470 to 1750 code for a protein of 426 amino acids. Lineage: Eukaryota; Viridiplantae; Streptophyta; Magnoliopsida; Rosales; Rosaceae.
CACCCACAAGACUUCAAGAAAUCACCAAACUUUAAGCUCUUGAAGACACAAAGACACACAAAGACAAAAACACUCAGAAGAGAGAGAGAGAGCUGAAUACAUUUGAUGGGCCUUUACCUUCCUCUUCUCGUGCACCAUCAUCAAUGGCCAAAUCUCUCCCCACUUCCUUCUUCACUUUCCUAAACACCCUUCUCAGAUUACCCAUUACCGGCAUCCUCCUCCUCCUCAUCUUCCUCCACUCCCUUUUAUAACCCUCUCACAAUCCCCAAUCAAAAUCUCCUCUUUUGUAUAUCUUUGACUUGCCAGAGCCUCAUCUUGAUCUGGGUUCAUUGCGAUUUGAUCCAUUUCUGUUUACUUUAAUAUAUAUCUAGCCAAAACAAAAGAUCAGUCUUUUUACGGUAUCUGAAAAUCGAAGUAAAGAAAGCUGGUUUGGUUUCGCGGGGAAAAAAAAAAACAGAGGAGAUAGGCAAUGGCAUCGGUGUUUCUGUACCAUGUGGUGGCUGAUCUAACGGUCGGGAAGCCGGAGCUGGUGGAGUUCUGCGAGACGGAGACGGUGGAGGCGGCGAUAAAGGCGAUCGGAGACUCGACUGAGUGUGGCAUACCGGUGUGGAAGAGGAAAACGCAUGCGGGUAUUGAGAACACUGAAAUGAGGCAGCAGAGGUUUGUGGGGAUUCUCAACUCGCUUGACAUUGUUGCUUUCUUCGCUAAAAGUGAGUGCUUGGAGGAUCAUGACAAGGCUCUUAAGACUCCGGUUUCUGAAGUUGUUGCUCAUAAUAAUUCCUUGCUGCGUCAGGUUGAUCCUGGGACAAGGUUGAUAGAUGCACUGGAGAUGAUGAAGCAUGGUGUAAAGCGUCUUCUUGUUCGAAAGAGUGUCGUCUGGCAAGGCAUGAGCAAGCGCUUCUCAAUUCUCUAUAAUGGUAAGUGGCUCAAGAAUAUGGAUACUAGCAGCAGCAGCAAUAACCUUGGUCCCAGUUCCAAUCGGCCUUCCUCAUCAACCACUACCAGCGCCCGCGACAAAUUUUGCUGUCUCUCAAGAGAAGAUGUUAUACGUUUCCUAAUUGGUUGCCUGGGUGCCCUAGCACCUCUUCCGCUCUCCUCUAUCUCCUCGGUUGGAGCUAUCAACCCAAACUACAACUCGAUUGAAGCCACAUCUGCAGCCAUUGAAGCCACUCAGAAACUUCCUGAAGACCCCUGUGCAAUUGCUGUCCUUGAACAGUCGCAGGAUGGUCAGUAUAAGAUUAUUGGAGAGAUCUCUGCCUCCAAACUAUGGAAAUGUGAUCACUUAGCAGCAGCAUGGGCUUUAGCUAAUCUCUCCGGUGGACAAUUUGUAAUGGGAGUUGAGGAUAAUGUGUCCUCAAGGUCACUGAAAGAUUUUUCUGUAAAUCAAGCUGCUGGGAAUCACAAUCUAGCUAAUGGUGGUGGGUCAACAAAACCAAAGAAAUUCAGUAGCAGGAGUAUAGGUUUCAACGCUGCAAACCCGAGCUUGGCAGUGAGUAGAAGCAUGUACAGGGGUAGAAGUGCACCGUUGACAUGUAAGGUUACAAGUUCAUUGGCUGCUGUUAUGGCUCAGAUGUUGUCUCACAGAGCAACCCAUGUCUGGGUGACUGAGGAUGAAAGUGAUGAUGUUUUAGUUGGAGUCGUUGGUUAUGCGGAUAUUAUGGUUGCUGUCACCAAACAACCAUCCUCUGUUGUCCCUCCACCAGGUCGGUCUACUGAGAAUUCUGGUAUUGUUAAUGACGUCCACAAUUGAAUUAUUUCAUUUUUUGGCUCUAUGAAGUAUUUCUUAAGUUCUGUUUCCUAUGCUAUCUGUGUUUGGUAGGGGAUGUAAAAAGGGGCUUGAGACUGGGAUUGUUACAUUUUGACCUUUUGAAAAACUUUGUUGCAAUAAUGAAUAACGUGUCUAGUGGAAUAAUGCAGGGUAAAUAAUUUUGCUCAA